Molecule: messenger RNA, 1348 nt
Organism: Cydia strobilella
Lineage: Eukaryota; Metazoa; Arthropoda; Insecta; Lepidoptera; Tortricidae
Gene: Prx4
Product: peroxiredoxin
Exons: 4
Coding region: 90-833 (247 amino acids)
Biological process (GO): cellular response to stress; hydrogen peroxide catabolic process; cell redox homeostasis
Cellular component (GO): endoplasmic reticulum; cytosol
Molecular function (GO): thioredoxin peroxidase activity
Source: RefSeq, a predicted model, not a curated record
AUAACGUGUGCGUGAAGAGUACGUGUCCGAUAUCAGACACGACUGCUGCAUUAUUUUGUUUAUAAAUAUUGAUACUUGAUUAAUUUACCAUGAAGUAUUACUUAACGACACUGUUGAUAGUUGUAAGUUUAACUAUUCGUAGCGAAUCAUCGCUAUUCGAAAGUGAUUCGUGUUAUUCCUUUGGAAGCGGUAAUGUUUUUCCCGGCGGUGCCAGGAAAAUAGAUCAUAAAUUACAAGUUACAAAAGCCGUAAUUUCAAAACCAGCACCUGAGUGGGAGGCGACAGCAGUCGUCAAUGGAGAAUUUACACAGCUAUCUUUGUCGAGUUUCAAAGGAAAAUACCUCGUCUUCUUCUUCUACCCCCUAGACUUCACAUUCGUUUGUCCCACGGAAAUAUUGGCGUUUUCUGAACGGAUCGAUGAGUUCAAGAAAAUCAAUACCGAAGUGGUGGCGUGUUCAGUCGACUCUCAUUUCACUCAUUUGGCGUGGAUUAAUACUCCCAGAAAAGAGGGUGGUCUAGGAAAAAUCAACAUUCCUUUACUUAGCGAUCUCAGCCAUUCCAUUGCUAAAGAUUAUGGUGUAUAUUUAGAAGAUCUGGGCCAUACUUUGAGAGGCUUGUUCAUUAUUGAUGACAAAGGCAUAUUAAGGCAGAUUACUAUGAACGAUUUACCAGUAGGCCGAUCUGUUGAUGAGACCUUAAGAUUGGUUCAAGCAUUCCAAUAUACAGACAACCAUGGCGAAGUGUGUCCAGCUGGAUGGAAACCAGGACAAGACACGAUCAUUCCUAACCCAGAUGAGAAAAAAAAGUACUUCGAAAAGAUGGCAAAAAAUUAAAAACUUCUGUUGAUAAGCAGCUUACUGAAAACCAAGUUAAUAAUUAGCGUGGUAUAUUUUAUUAUAAAUAUCUUACUGUAGAUUAACUAAAUAAUCGAUUUCCGAAUCCGAUAAGAAAGAUAACAAUAGCCUUACGGGUAGCUAAAAACUACGAUAUAAUCACAAUUAGAUUAGAUCUGUUUGUCUUUUUAUUAAUAAGGGUAAUACUCAUGAAAUAUUUAAUGAAGCAAGAAAUGACAAAUCAAUUUAAAUAAAAAUCAUUAAUUUUAAAACAAUUCACAAGUACCUAACUUAAAUCAUUUUUUUCAUGUUCGCUGAUUACCUAUUAACAGUAUUGCACGUUUCUGUUUAGAUAAUACCCCCGAAAUAUAACUAUACCUAACCUAUUGAUAAUUCUGUUCAGCGGUUGCUAUGAUAUUCUGAAAUGUAUUUAAGGUAUAUUUCUUCCACUUUUAUCAUCACUUGAAAUUUACGGUAAGACUGAUAAUGUUUACAAUAAAUUUAUUUUAAUAAUG